AUGAACGCCAUUUUCAUCUUCAAUUCUAAGGGCGACACUCUAAUGUCCAAAUUCUUCCGUGAGGGAGUCAAGCGGAACGUUUCGGACGUAUUCCGCAUCCAAGUGAUCAACUCGGCUGCCCGAGCUCCAAGUGGGUCGGCACCUGCUGCUAGAGAGAUCCGACUGCCUGUUCUUACUUUGGGAUCCACGUCAUUUUUGUACAUUCGAAGUGGCUACUUGUGGAUAGUUGUGGUCACGCGCUCCAAUCAGGAUGCCCUGGUGAUCUUUGAGUUUCUCUAUAAUUUCGUUGAGUUGUUGAAACUGGCAUUUGCUGGCCCACAGGCCCUGAUACUUACUGAAGAGAACAUAACCAACAAUUUCACGGCAAUCUUCGAUAUUCUCGACGAACUGGUGGAGUUUGGCUUCCCCACGAACUUGGAGCCUUCCUACUUAUCAUCGGUAGUUCCCAACUUGGCCGGGUUGAAAAUCAAAGACGAGGGUGGCAAGAGAUCAAUCAGCGAUAAGAAAAUGAAGUCCAAUUUGGAGAGCGUGUAUGACCCCAACAGCAUCUCAUGGCGUGAGCCAGGCAUAAAAUAUAGAAAGAAUGAAAUCUACUUGAACGUGGAUGAAAAAGUGCAUGUGCUCCUUAACACUCGAGGCGAAACUGUACGUUCAAACAUCGACGGAACUAUUGUCAUGAAGGCACAUUUGUCUGGAAUGCCAAUUUGCCGUUUUGGUUUUUCUAAUGAAAGCAUCCUGGACAAUCUUCUCGAGACAAUAACCUUGGACGAUUUCAAGUUUCAUAAGUGCGUGGAAUUGGACAAAUACGACACCGAACAAGUGAUCCGGUUUGUUCCUCCGGAUGGUACCUUCCAGCUCAUGACUUACCAUAUUGCCAAUACUGCCACUCUCCCCUUUCGCAUCAAUUCUUGGGUCAAGAGGGACGGCGAUAAGAUCAGCUUGAAAAUCAGACUACGCUCAACAUUUUCGUCCAAAUUGUCCGCUACUAAUGUGAUUCUUAAGGUUCCAACGCCCAUCGGAGUCACCCGAAACUCCGUUACAUGUUCUAAUGGUAAAGCCAAGUACAUCCCUGAAGACAAUGCGAUUCAUUGGAAGUUCAGUCGGUUCUACGGAGAAGCUGAGCAUAUGCUUAACAUCGAUUUGGGAAUCGAUCACCCGGAUCUGAACUGGUCGAAACCAUCCAUUACUUUGGACUUUACCUUGGAGAUGUACAGUGCAUCUGGGCUCGCAGUGAACUUUCUUAAGGUCACGGAGAAGUCCAACUAUAGAACGGUGAAAUGGGUGAAAUAUACUACCCAAGCUGGAUCUUAUGAGAUAAGACUCUAA
Messenger RNA from Sungouiella intermedia, 1326 nucleotides. NCBI's taxonomy places the organism in Eukaryota, Fungi, Ascomycota, Pichiomycetes, Serinales, Metschnikowiaceae. The record is from the annotation of a GenBank genome assembly.